This is a messenger RNA of Protopolystoma xenopodis, 276 nucleotides long. Lineage: Eukaryota; Metazoa; Platyhelminthes; Monogenea; Polystomatidea; Polystomatidae. The record is from the annotation of a GenBank genome assembly.
GUAACCGGUCUGAAUAAUACCAAGCACACUUUAACGAUUCCGGCAGGCACAGACACGGGUCAUAUCCAGAGAAUUAUUGGUGCAGGCCUUCCACACUAUUCUCCGAAGAUGAAAUACCAAUCUCCAUCCUCAAGUAAAUCGUCAACAUGCGGAGAUCUGGUGGUCACCUUUGAAGUCCACAUCGGCGAAGUGACGACGAAGAUGCGCGACAAGUUAUCUUCCAUGCUUGCCAGUCCAGGAACAUCACGACAGGUGAAACCGUUCGGUAUAGAGUAA